AUGUGUAGUCACAAGGAGAGGGAUGGUCACAGAGGGGGGGUGUUGCCCAAGAGAAUAAUUCUGGUGCGUCACGGGGAGUCGCAGGGGAAUAACGACCCCGCAGCCUACGACACCACCCCGGACCAUAGGAUCCAGUUGACGCACCACGGCAUUGCUCAGGCGCGCCUCGCUGGGGCCCGCAUGCGCGGCCUCAUCUCCGGCGAUGACUCCCCCAAUUGGCGCGUCUACUUUUACGUCUCCCCCUACACCCGUACCCGAUCCACGCUCCGGGAGAUUGGUCGCUCUUUCUCCAAGAAGCGCGUCAUCGGGGUCAGGGAAGAGUGCCGCAUUCGCGAACAGGACUUCGGCAACUUCCAGGUGCAGGAUCGCAUGAACGUCAUCAAAGAAACUCGCCAACGCUUCGGUAGAUUCUUCUAUCGAUUUCCCGAAGGAGAAUCCGCCGCCGACGUCUUCGAUCGCGUUUCCAGUUUCCUUGAAUCUCUGUGGAGGGAUGUUGACAUGAACAGGCUUAACCACAAUCCUUCUGAUGAUCUGAAUUUGAUAAUUGUGUCACAUGGGCUGGCAUCUCGUGUUUUCAUGAUGAAGUGGUUCAAGUGGACGGUUGAACAGUUUGAGCUUCUGAGGAAUGUAGGUAACGGCGAGUUUCGCGUGAUACAGUUGGGGAGUGGAGGGGAGUACAGCUUGGCAGUUCAUCACACGGACGAAGAACUACUUGACUGGGGUCUCUCUCCGGAUAUGGUAGCUGAUCAGAAGUGUCGAGCCUGUGCCAACAAGGGUGAUGGGAUCGAUCGAAGUUGCUGGUACCUCGAUCCCUUUUUUGAUCAUCUUCCCGACUCUGAUGAUGAAAAUGUGGACAAACUUGAUGAGAUAAAUUCUUUGAGUGUGCAUUCAUAG
Molecule: messenger RNA, 894 nt
Organism: Sphenostylis stenocarpa
Lineage: Eukaryota; Viridiplantae; Streptophyta; Magnoliopsida; Fabales; Fabaceae
Source: the annotation of a GenBank genome assembly